Fundulus heteroclitus (mummichog) is the source of this 1597-nucleotide messenger RNA. Its product is annotated as trace amine-associated receptor 1-like. The record is from RefSeq and is a predicted model, not a curated record. Bases 119 to 1105 code for a protein of 328 amino acids. Gene Ontology annotation, molecular function: neurotransmitter receptor activity; G protein-coupled serotonin receptor activity. Gene Ontology annotation, biological process: cell surface receptor signaling pathway; chemical synaptic transmission; G protein-coupled receptor signaling pathway, coupled to cyclic nucleotide second messenger. Gene Ontology annotation, cellular component: dendrite; membrane. The transcript has a single exon. NCBI's taxonomy places the organism in Eukaryota, Metazoa, Chordata, Actinopteri, Cyprinodontiformes, Fundulidae.
ACACUAACAAGUUGAGAGUUGAUAAGAAAAUAUACUAAAACAUUACUCAACCUGUGCGAUAUCUCUGUAAUGUUGUAUUUUUUUCUUGUAAAUUAUAUCUGAUUUUUUUCAUCUCAUUAUGGCUACAGAUGUUACGGUGAACAGGACCUAUGCACUAACUGAAUUACAUGCCUGCUUUGAGAUUGAUUAUUUUAGUUAUAAACUAACCACUUCAUAUUCAGCCGUAUGUGUGAUUUUAUAUGCUUUCUUGUCACUUUUGUCUCUUGUCACUGUGUGUGGAAACCUCCUGGUAAUAAUUUCUGUCAUUUACUUUAAACAGCUGCACACUCCCACUAACACUCUGAUUAUGUCCCUGGCUGUGGCUGACAUGCUGGUUGGGAUGUUAAUUUUUCCGCUCAGUAUGGUUUUUUCUCUCAGUUCAUGUAUGUAUAAUGUCAAUUUAUUUUGUAUAAUAAGAGACAGCUUUGAUAUAUUGCUUAGCAUAAGCUCCAUUAUGCACCUGUGCUGUAUUUCUGUUGACAGGUAUUAUGCAGUGUGUCAGCCUCUAACAUAUAAAUCUAAAAUCAACAGUCAUGUUGUUGUCAUCAUGAUCGCUGUGAGCUGGGGUGUUUCUGUUCUUAUUGCCAUUAGUGUGGUGACAACUAGAUCAAAUGAUGAUGAAUGUGAGGACAUGUGCUUUAUUGACGUUAUCAUGGCAAACAUUGUUGGACCUUUACUCUCCUUUUACCUUCCGGUGGUAAUAAUGCUUUGCAUUUACCUAAAGAUAUUUAUUGUUGCCAAGAAACAGGCACAAAGCAUCCAAGCCUGGAAGAAAUUUGGAUCAACUACCAAUAAGAUGGAAAGGAAAGCCACCAAAACUCUGGCGAUUGUUUUAGGAGUUUUUCUGUUUUGUUGGGCUCCUUUCUUCCUUUUUUUAACUUUUCAACCAUUAGGAAAGAAUUCAGCACCAGUUUCUGUAAUUGAAACAGUCACUUGGCUUGGGCUGUCAAAUUCUACACUGAAUCCAUUUAUAUAUGGUUUCUUUUACAGCUGGUUCAGGUCAGCCUUUAAAUUGAUUGUUUCUGGGGCAAUCCUAAAACGAGGUGAUGUUAACUUGAAGUUGUGAUAAAGUUUUUUAAGAAACAACUAAAUUUUAAAAAUCUAUAACUUGAAAGGGACUGCACUUUGUAGAAAGAGCUGUACUUUGGUUGAUUUAUGUAAUUUUUGUUAAAUGUUUCAAGAAAUUGCCAAAUAAUAGACUUAAUUGGGAAACAAAACAUAUUUUUUGUGCCAUAGAAUGUCUAGCUUUUUCACAUUAAAUGGGAAGGUUUAAACUGAAUGUCAUGACACUAUAAGAUUUAUUGUAAUACAAAAAAGCUUCCUUAAAAAUCUGCUUUAUGUAGAAUUUGCAAAUAAAAUAGUAUGGCACCAUUACAGAAUGAUAAUCUGGUGUUGCAAAUACAUGUUGAAAUAUUUUUAAUCAUCUCUAAUAAAGAAAUUAAUGUCAUAAUUAAUCCAGAAUCCAUUUCCACAAUAAUUAAAUUAAUUAGAUGAACAUGUAUAAAAAUGGUUUUGAUUAAAGUAGGAUUGGGUAGAAAAUGCUUUCUUAAAUACAGCA